AUGUCGGGCUCCUCGCACAUCUAUCGUGCAAGCACGACUGCCCCAGUGAAUAUUGCGGUGAUCAAGUACUGGGGCAAAAGAGACACCUCCCUCAACCUCCCCACCAACUCCUCGUUAUCGGUCACUUUGUCUCAGAAAUCUUUGCGGACACAUACGACGGCAUCCUGCUCGACAUCUUUCAGUGGGCCUGAUUCCCUCAUCCUCAACGGGGAGGCCGAAGACAUCCAGUCGUCCAAGCGGACACAGGCAUGCUUGAAACAUCUCCGGUCACUACGGGAGCAGCUGGAAGUAAAAGAUGGAUCUCUACCCAAGUUGUCGGAGAUGACUCUGCGCAUUGUCUCGUCAAACAACUUCCCUACAGCCGCCGGUCUCGCUUCUUCGGCCGCCGGGUUUGCGGCCUUGGUCAGAGCGAUUGCCGACUUGUACGAUUUGCCUCAAACACCUGAGGAGCUUUCUUUGAUCGCAAGGCAGGGGUCCGGGUCAGCAUGCAGAAGCCUUAUGGGUGGCUAUGUUGCCUGGCGAGCAGGUACCAAAGCCGAUGGCAGUGACAGCAUUGCAGAGGAAGUGGCGCCAGUGUCACAUUGGCCAGAAAUGAGAGCGUUGAUACUGGUGGUUAGCGCGGAGAAGAAAGGAGUGCCUUCGACGGCAGGCAUGCAAACCACGGUCGAGACAUCGACCCUGGCACCAGCGCGGUUUCAGGAAAUCGUCCCGAAGAGGAUGGCGGAGAUUGAACAGGCCAUCCAUGAAAAGGACUUUGAGACUUUCGCCCGCAUCACCAUGCAAGACUCGAACUCGUUCCAUGCGAUCUGUCUCGACUCGUGGCCCCCGAUCCAUUAUUUGAACGAUGUUUCUCGAGCGGCCAUGAGUGCAGUUGAAACGGCGAACCGAAAAGCUGGGAAACUGAUCUGUGCAUAUACAUUUGAUGCAGGCCCGAAUGCAGUCAUCUACUAUCUGGAGGAACACACGCAUCAAGUGGCGGGCGUGUUCAGAAGUCUCCUGGAGAGGACCCCCGGCUGGGAAGGGGAAUUCGCACAGGACAUUCGACCCAACGAGUCUGGCAGCCUGGAUGCGAAGGCGUUGAUGACUUUGAAGUCGGGUAUCAGCCGUGUGAUCUGUACCGGAGUAGGAGGAGGUCCGGAGCGGAUUGAGAAGCACCUGGUGGACGAGAAUGGCAAGGCAGUGUCUGUUGAGGAAUGA
This is a messenger RNA of Capronia epimyces CBS 606.96, 1197 nucleotides long. RefSeq names its product diphosphomevalonate decarboxylase. Gene Ontology annotation, biological process: isopentenyl diphosphate biosynthetic process, mevalonate pathway; isoprenoid biosynthetic process. Gene Ontology annotation, molecular function: ATP binding; diphosphomevalonate decarboxylase activity. The transcript is spliced from 2 exons. Gene Ontology annotation, cellular component: cytosol. The record is from RefSeq and is a predicted model, not a curated record. The coding region runs from base 1 to 1197 and encodes 398 amino acids. NCBI's taxonomy places the organism in Eukaryota, Fungi, Ascomycota, Eurotiomycetes, Chaetothyriales, Herpotrichiellaceae.